Messenger RNA from Emericellopsis atlantica, 399 nucleotides. RefSeq lists its product as uncharacterized. The record is from RefSeq and is a predicted model, not a curated record. The coding region runs from base 1 to 399 and encodes 132 amino acids. The transcript has a single exon. Lineage: Eukaryota; Fungi; Ascomycota; Sordariomycetes; Hypocreales; Bionectriaceae.
AUGAUACGUGGUCUCGACGGUACAGCUCUACACUGGGAAUGGAGGCAUCCCAAGCUCGUCGUUUUCCCACUGGAUGAGAAACGCCUCGAUGCCAUCCGGAGCGACCUGGUGAAGUUCAUUGCUGAGCAAUUGAACCACGGCUGCAAACACGGGGCCAACAAGACACACCAGUUGACUCACUUAGCCUUCUUUCUGGCAAAUAUGCAGCCCAACGCUUUCCUGGAAGUCGCUCAAGAUCAUGGCUGGUGGCGCCCCCAGGUGCAGGGUAUUGAAAGUCAACUCGACCAACUGAUCAGCUUAGGCCACAAUGCACAGGCAAAGACGCUCCACCCCAUUCAAAUGGCUCUGGAUGCGGCCGCGAAAGUGCAUGAGUUGGGAACGGAGAUGCAGGCUGCCUAG